AUGCGCGAGCCGUGGCUACGGCCGGGGAGACGCGUACUGGCGCGUUUGGCAGCAUUGCUGCAGGUUGGGGAAUGGCACGCUACUGCGUUGGAUUUGCCACCGCAUCCGAAAGUCUUCGGUCUGUGUCUGGUGACGGCAACGGACUGCCCACGUGGCUACCCAUGGGAGUUUCUGCUUACCGCUGGCCAGUGGUUCCAAGAGGCAAUCAAUAGCCAUGGAUUUGACUUGACCGCGGACUCGCGAAGCGCAUAUGCCGCCCUGGUGACCGUGAUCUUGUGCCUGCAGAUGUUGCGGCCACGAGCCGUUGCGGGUUCUGUGGGUUGGCAGGCAUAUCUAGCGGAGAGUGGUCGCCAACAUGGGACGACCUUUCGGUGCUCGCAGUGCUUGUCCGUGGAGCGCACCCUUCGUCGGCACCUGGGGUCAUCGUCUGAUCUUCAAGAAUUUAGCCCAGAAGAAGCCACAGAUUUCCUCAAACUUAAACGCUUGGUGGAAAGCAAACUUCCUGGACGCAAUUUGCGAUGGCAGACGAUUCGGGCGUCUUUGAUCAAGAAGCUCACGGAGACCAAAAUUACAAGCCAUGAACGCAGCGUGGAGACGGAAGACUUGCCGUUGAGCGUGCUCUUGCAACGAGGCUGGCACGAGCACGUGGUUCGCCGCUUUCCAUCUUUUGACUCAGAGGAGUAUGGCUGCGAGCUUUUCCAGGCUGCGGACCUGGAUGUGCCAGAGGACGGCCCAAGUGGUGAGUCUUCGGACAAGAAAGAGGUGCGACAGCUCGCUAAUGCAGAGAAGAAGAAAGAUAGCUUGGCUACGGUAAAGAGAUGGGGCAAGGCAUGUCGUACGGCUGUGAAUCUUCAGGACCAAAACAAGCAUAAGCCGGAAGGCGAUUCCCACGUGGAGUUGCUUCCUCUGCCAUUUGAUGGCACUGAUCUAAAGGUGUUGCUGAAACAAGGGCAAGAAGGCCAAAAGGCGUUGCGCGAGAGCUUCCCCAAGCCAAAGCCGAAGGCCAAAGCUGAGGCAAAGGCUGUGGCACCAGGUGGUGACGGAGAAGCGCCGGCACCGAAGCGCAGACGCGCCAAGGCGCCAGCGUGA
Cladocopium goreaui is the source of this 1089-nucleotide messenger RNA. The record is from the annotation of a GenBank genome assembly. Lineage: Eukaryota; Dinophyceae; Suessiales; Symbiodiniaceae.